CUAAUUUUCAUCAAAACACAGAUAAUUGUUGUUGUGAACGAAAAUGGAAACGAUAUUAUUAAUAUCUCUUUGUGUAACGACAUUCUUAGCUCUUAUGUUCAUAAAAUCACGAUCCAAACGAACCACCACAAAAUUGAACCCACCACCGUCUCCAUGGCGGCUUCCAGUGAUAGGAAACCUUCACCAGCUCAGCCUCCACCCUCACCGCUCCCUCCAUUCCCUCAGCCUCCGCUAUGGACCGCUCAUGCUCCUUCACUUCGGUCGUGUCCCCACCCUCGUAGUCUCAUCAGCCGACAUGGCUCAUGACGUCAUGAAAACAAACGAUCUUAAGUUCGCUGACCGCCCCAAAAGGAAAGCUGUUUCUACGUUUCUGAAUGGUGGGCGAGAUGUGGCCUUUUCCCCUUAUGGAGAAUCUUGGAGGCAAUUUAAGAGUAUAUGUGUUAUGCAUCUCCUCAGCAAAAAGAUGGUUCGGUCGUUUGAGAAAGUAAGAGAAGAAGAGAUAAACGUAAUGAUGGAGAAGGUGGAGAAGGCAGCUUCUUCUUCAUCACCGUUGAACCUAAGUGGGCUUCUUUCGAGUUUGACAAGCGAUUUGAUAUGUAGAAUUGCAUUGGGAAGAAAAUAUAGUAGUGACGGCGAGGAGGUUUGUAAUACAUAUAAUGUUAAGGAAAUAGUCAGAAAGACUAUGGAGCUCUCAGGAUCUUUCCCGCUUGGUGAAUACAUUCCUAGUUUGGCAUGGAUAGAUAAGAUAUGUGGGGUGGAUGAUAAAGUAGAGGAAGUAAGUAACAAGAUUGAUAGUUUUCUUGAAAAAGCAGUGCAAGAACAUGUAGAGGAUCAUGCGGACAAAGAGAGGUCAGAUUUUGUUGAUAUACUUGUCUCGAUUCAGAGAGACAAGACUAUGGGAUUUGAGUUUGAGUGUAUGAAGAAACUCAAAGAUGACAUAUACUCCGCUUCGACGACAACCGCUAAGUUAUAUGUAUCAGAAGAAGAAGUUGCAAAUAUGAAGUACUUAAAGGCUGUGAUCAAGGAAGUGCUACGUUUGCAUCCUCCAGUUCCAAUAAUUCUCCGAGGAUUAUGUGAAGAUGUCAAAUUAAAAGGAUAUGAUAUUGCUGAAGGAACAUUGGUGAUAAUCAAUGCUUGGGCAAUCCAACGAGACACCGAAACUUGGGGAGCGGAUGCAGAAGAAUUUAGGCCAGAGAGGCAUUUAGAUUCACUUGUGGAGUUUGAAGGACAAGAUUUCAUGUACAUACCAUUUGGAUCAGGAAGAAGGCGUUGUCCCGGAAUAAGAUUUGGAUUGACUAUGGCUGAGGUAACACUGGCCAACCUUGUGAAGCGGUUCGACUGGAGAACUAAUGUGAAACCACUAGGAGAUGAUAAGCCUGAUCUAGCUGAAGCAACCGGUGUUGAUGUUUGCCGCAAGUUUCCUCUUGUUGUCUUCCCAUCAUUGGUGGAUCUGGGUGACUGUGAUGAGGUUUUCACGGUGGCGAAUGGAAUUAGGGCUAUCGAGGUUAGCUUAUGCGGUGAAAGUUUUACAAUCGAUUCAAGCUUUGGAAUUAAGCUCUGUUCGGAGGAGAAGGACGGUGGGGAUGAGCCUCGCCAGGUGGUUACCAAAAUCACAUACGUUCAUGGGGUUAGAUGCGGUGGGGAAGGUGAUGGGUUUAUUACGGCGGCGAUGGGUAAUUGCGAUGAGCUUGCCGUGGCGGGUCCGUGUGACUGUUUCGAGCUUCCUUUGGUUUCUUUGGGUGGAAAGGAUGAUUUUGGUUCUGUCACAUAUGGAUUCACGGAGGUUUUUGAGGCUGAUUCAAGAGGGGUUAGGUUCUGGUCCGAAUUUCUCUAUGGUUUUAGCUUUUACUAGGUGGAUUCCGGUUAUUUGUCGAUGGGUUUAUGUCUUUAGUCCAUUCAUCGCUCAUGAUUUAGUUACAUCUCUUAGUUAUUGGCGUCUAAUUGAUCAUGGGAAUUAUGAGUUUUGUGGUCUUUCAAUCCGUCAAUGGAGUGUAAGGAUACAAGAAGGAUUGGUUUUGUUGUUUACGGUAAAAUUAAAGCUUAACAGUAUGA
Messenger RNA from Arabidopsis arenosa, 2052 nucleotides. NCBI's taxonomy places the organism in Eukaryota, Viridiplantae, Streptophyta, Magnoliopsida, Brassicales, Brassicaceae. The record is from the annotation of a GenBank genome assembly.